Messenger RNA from Acaulospora morrowiae, 309 nucleotides. The record is from the annotation of a GenBank genome assembly. NCBI's taxonomy places the organism in Eukaryota, Fungi, Glomeromycota, Glomeromycetes, Diversisporales, Acaulosporaceae.
AGGAAGCAAGGAAGACAAGACGAACAAGGAAAGCGAAUGGUAAAGAAGAAAGGAAAACGGCAAGAGAAUGGUAAGAGAGGCCAACAAGGAAAGAAAAAACAAGGAAGACAAGACAAACGGCAAGAAAAGCGAAUGAAGAAGCAAGAAAGACAAGACGAACAAGGAAAGCGAAUGGUGAAAAAGGAAGCGAACGAACAACGGGAGAAGCAAAUGACAAGGAAGAAAGGAAAAUGGCAAAAGAAUGGUGAGGGAGGCCAACAAAAAAAGAAGAAGCAAGAAGACAAGACGAACGGCAAGAAAAGCAUAUGA